This is a messenger RNA of Bombyx mori (domestic silkworm), 1221 nucleotides long. RefSeq names its product scolexin. The record is from RefSeq and is marked provisional. Gene Ontology annotation, molecular function: serine-type endopeptidase activity. Gene Ontology annotation, biological process: proteolysis. NCBI's taxonomy places the organism in Eukaryota, Metazoa, Arthropoda, Insecta, Lepidoptera, Bombycidae.
CGAUCGUGCGGGUGGACGACAGUGGCACGAUGUUCGCCAACAAACAGUCGGUUCUCGCGGUGAUCGCGCUGGCGGCAAGUGCGUGCGCGCUACCUCAACCCGGCGCCAAUGACAUACCGGAUUUAAAACAAAAAUCUGCGCUGGUAACAACUGAAAUUACAAAGACACAGUCUGAUGUGAAAGCAGUACACGAAAGGUUUCCACAUGCCGUUCUUUUCGGUGGUACCUGUGGAGGUUCCAUUAUUAGCCCGAAAUGGAUCCUCACUGCGGGACACUGCACACUGUUCACGAACGGUCAUUACGUAUUGGCCGGUACUAACAAAUCAGACGACCAAAGCGGCAUUAUUCGCUACGUGAAACGAAUGGUCAUCCACCCGCUCUUCUCUGUUGGACCAUACUGGCUUGACGUAGAAGAUUUUAAUCUUAAACAGGUAGCAGCUAGGUGGGACUUUUUACUGGUCGAAUUGGAGGAGCCCUUACCCGUGGACGGCAAAACGAUAAAAGUUGCAACACUCGAUGAUCAGCCAAAUCUACCAAUCGGAGUCGACGUCGGAUAUGCUGGCUACGGAACUGACGAGCAUGGGGGCGUGAUGCGUAAAGAUAUGCACGCCAUGGAGCUAUCAACGCAGUCCGACGAAGUAUGUUCUAAAUUAGAGCAAUACAACUCUCUGGAUAUGAUCUGCGCUAAAGGUCGCCCCCCACGGUUCGACUCUGCUUGCAAUGGUGAUAGUGGCAGCGGGCUCGUGGACGGCGAGGGGCGGCUGGUGGGGGUGGCGUCGUGGGUGGAAAAUGACGCUUUUGAGUGCCGCAACGGAAACCUUGUCGUCUUCUCCAGGGUCUCCAGAGCGAGGGACUGGAUCCGAGAGGUCACCGAGAUUUAAAUUCUUUACACAUCCAACUAAAGAUAGCAUCAACGUCGUUAAGAAUUUAAAAAACUUAAAACUUGUAGUAAACUAAAUAAACAUUUGUUUGCUGGUAGCUUUUGUUAUGUUUGAGAUAUCGAAACAGAAUUGAGUGGGAAAGUUGACGUUGUAGCUUUAGAUAUAUAAUUUUUACUACCCAAUUGUUAGCUCUUGCUAGUCAUGAUAUUUAUUUUCGGACAUGUUUUCGUUUUUUGAAUUCUAAUAUUAAAUUUAGUUAUUUAAGAAAUUGAUUAAUGUACAAAUGCAAGACAACAAAUAUUGUAGUUAAGUCAAAGGUAGCAAAUGAUUUUAUCUAAUC